This is a messenger RNA of Anoplopoma fimbria (sablefish), 490 nucleotides long. RefSeq names its product fatty acid binding protein 10a, liver basic (gene fabp10a). Gene Ontology annotation, biological process: fatty acid transport. Gene Ontology annotation, cellular component: cytosol; nucleus. The transcript has 4 exons. The record is from RefSeq and is a predicted model, not a curated record. The coding region runs from base 58 to 438 and encodes 126 amino acids. NCBI's taxonomy places the organism in Eukaryota, Metazoa, Chordata, Actinopteri, Perciformes, Anoplopomatidae. Gene Ontology annotation, molecular function: fatty acid binding.
AUCCUCCACAUUGUGUUGAGCUUCACACACAGCUGUCUCCCAGAUCUUCUAGAAAACAUGGACUUCAAUGGAACAUGGCAGGUCUACUCCCAGGAGAACUACGAGGAGUUCCUCAGGGCCAUGGAACUCCCAGAGGAGGUCAUAAAGAUGGCCAAGGACAUCAAGCCAAUUACUGAGAUCAAGCAGAAAGGUAAUGACUUUGUUGUCACCUCAAAGACCCCUGGAAAGACUGUGACCAACACCUUCACCAUCGGCAAGGAGGCUGAAAUUAACACCAUGGACGGCAAGAAGCUCAAGUGCGUUGUCAAUCUGGAGGGCGGCAAACUGGUCUGCAACACCGGCAAGUUCUGCCACAUUCAAGAGCUCAAGGGAGGAGAGAUGGUUGAGAACUUAACCAUGGGCUCAACAACUCUCAUCAGGAGGAGCAAAAAGAUGUAAACUUGGCCGUGAAUGAACCAAUUUCUAUUUAAAUAAAAAUGUUACUUAAUAA